This is a messenger RNA of Colletotrichum lupini, 2355 nucleotides long. RefSeq lists its product as uncharacterized. NCBI's taxonomy places the organism in Eukaryota, Fungi, Ascomycota, Sordariomycetes, Glomerellales, Glomerellaceae. Bases 1 to 2355 code for a protein of 784 amino acids. The record is from RefSeq and is a predicted model, not a curated record. The transcript has 17 exons.
AUGAGAGGAUCCACCCCCGUUUUUCCCGUCCAGAGUAAUCUCUUCCAGGGAAGCCCCAGCCCGACCAUCUUUCCACCUUUUCCACUAUCAUCUCACUGUGAGAAAUGGCGGCAAGUACCCUCACGUACCGCUCCUGCUCGCCGGGAAUUUUCCAAGAGCUUCCGCGAUCGAGCUGCUAACCCUGUUGAUCUGAUUUUUGGGUCCCGCUGUCGCUGUCCCUCAUACACUAUUCGUACAGACCCGACCACAUCAGACUUUUGCUUUGGCACCCGGCAUCAUCAGCCACCAAUCUAUCCGUCUUCACUGCCUCAGCUUCUGAUCGCACUCCCCCUUCAGCAGAGUUCAAUGGGCUUUCGACCUAUCAUGGCACAUGGUAAUUGGUACGGAUACCUGUUGUCGGGGCUGCUGGACGCUGCUUCCAGGGAUGCUACCUUGAUCCUCACCAGACGUACCGCACGGAGUACCAUCUACCAUCGGCCGGCGCCAAAGGUUGUUCAUAACGGCCCCUCCUCUACUACUAUGACGGAUAACAGUCUAUUCGCCGGCUUGGGUGGGAUGGAAAUAGCCCGGUUUGGCCGCAGACAAAUAAAGAAGCCCGAGCCGAGGCAAGCAAUAGCAGCAAUAGCGAAAUGCGAGCGGGAGUUCUUCUGCCUGCCACUCCGCGAUCUGCGCCUGAUCGUCACUGACAAGAUCACAUAUGCAUUCGAGGUGCGAACUCAAGCCAGCUUAUCCCACGGCAGAAAUGGGAUGCCCAAGCUGCCAUCACUUAAUCGGGUCAAGUUCUUGAUCCUGUUCUUUGGACGGAACUUAGCCCAACCAUCGCAGGUCCACAUCGACAUCCCCGGAUGCGCUAUAUCCAAGGGCCGUCAUAUUCGCCUGGUGUUCCUUGACUCCGUCAUGGCGAUUGUUCCAAGGCAACCCAUCUCAAGCUACGAGCUACCUACUGAGGCACGUUCGGGCUUCACCAAGACGAGACAUGACGGUCUGGCCUUAAUGAAACCACAAGUUGUGUACAAACCACCACGUCGACUGCAGAUGGACACCAGCACUGGCCAUGUUGACCGCCUUGUUUUUCCACGACCGGAAACGCUGCGUUUCCUCGUCAGCCGCCUAGUGGCCUGUCACAUCCACUUUCUACGCAAGAUGGCAAGAUAUUCUGCCCGUCCUCAACUUCGCCCUAGGCCUUGGCCACCAAACUCAAAAUGUGCGAUUAUAAUUUCUCCAAAGAUCGGCCGAGAUGAGGAGGAGCACUCUCUUCGCGGCUAUCAGACUUCAUCUCCCGCCUACAGAAUUUUGAUCAUUAUCACUUCAAUCGUCUUAGCCCUCCAGUAUCUAAAUCUGGGAUCGGUCAUAUCUCUUUCCCGGAUCAACGCCCCCUUGCUCAAGCGAGAUUUAGUUAUGUCCAGCCUUCAAGCCACCGACUUUGAAACCUUCAGCGUGUCUGCCACGAGGUUUCUCACGGCGAGCUGGACCCACCUUGUCGAAGCCCACUUGGACCCAUCCCGAUCCUCACGAACCUGCGUCGUCCUCAACAUCAUCAUCACCUGUACGGAGGACUCCCUAGACAAUCUCGCAGCUCACGAACCCCGUCAUCAAACCUCUGGCGGCGUUGGCCUGGCCUGGACUCUACACGAAGCCACGCAACACGAUGCCAUCAUGCAGAUGCGCCUGCUUGCAGCUUUUGACUCUGAUGCCGUUGUACAGCCCUGCACUCUGUCAAACAAUGUACAGGUGCCUGGCGAAAGGGUUCGUCUGCACCGCGCGGGCGCAGACGAGACGCAGAGACGCCCCACCUUGGACCUUGGGGUGCCGCCAUUCCUCUUCCAUGCCAGACCAGCCGGCCCGGAGCCGAUGUCUGCCAACGUUGUGCAUGCGGUGCACACCGAGUCUCCCGUAUGCCAUGCACAAGCCCACUUCACACAGGCCUUUCGUUCUCGGAACAAGACACGUUACGAUGCCGCAAGCAGAGGAGCAUGCAACGUCCUGACGAACUUAUGCUGCGGAAUGCAAUGCGGCCUGCUACACCACCAUGCUUUUUUGUUCCGGCCGUCUUCGAAUCAACGAAAUACUUGGUACGGAUACGCUUCUCAUGCUUUUUGGGUCUCGAAAGUUCACAACAUCCACCAGAAUACCACCGAAGCCUCCUUCAAAUUUCCCAGCGUCCAGAUACCGGCAAGCCCCAAACACAUCUUUGCCUCCCGUCAAAGUCAAAAUCAUUCCAUCAAGUCCAGGAAUACGGGGAUCCAGACAAAGGCACGCGGCGAAGUAUUCCCCGGGGCGGCGAUGGAGGAAAAAUGUGACGAGUUUCUGGGUACUCCAUCUCCGUACCUACCCCUUCGCGCUCAGCGCGCCUAG